Messenger RNA from Crotalus tigris (Tiger rattlesnake), 4853 nucleotides. It is a transcript of the gene MMP28, whose product is annotated as matrix metallopeptidase 28. Gene Ontology annotation, molecular function: metalloendopeptidase activity; zinc ion binding. The record is from RefSeq and is a predicted model, not a curated record. Lineage: Eukaryota; Metazoa; Chordata; Lepidosauria; Squamata; Viperidae. The coding region runs from base 198 to 1742 and encodes 514 amino acids. Gene Ontology annotation, biological process: collagen catabolic process; proteolysis; extracellular matrix organization. Gene Ontology annotation, cellular component: extracellular matrix. The transcript is spliced from 8 exons.
CGAGGCGAGGCUACCUUCUCGAUUGAGCCCGAGAGGGCGGCGGAGGGCUUCACCCGGCACCCUGCCUGCAGACCUGGGCGUGCUCAGUCAGCCCUGCCGGAGGGGAGGAGAGGCCGAAGCCGGCUGAGCGGGGCUGAGCUUCCCAGCUCCAUCGAUCAGCUCCUCGGCGGGACGGGAGGCGGAGCGGCGGCGAGGCGAUGGCCGCGGCUGCUGCCCUGAUCGCGGCGCUGCUUGGGCUCCUGCCCGUCCAGACGAGCACCGGCGGGAGAAGCCAGCCCGGAGCGGCUCAGAAGUUUCUGGAGAAAUAUGGCUAUUUUGAGUCUGUACACCAAGUGACGGACCCAGAAGGAUUCUCAGAUGCCAUAAAGGAAUUUCAAUGGAUUUCUCACCUGCCCCUCAGUGGCACCCUGGAUGCCGUCACUCUCCAUCGCAUGAGUCUCCCUCGCUGUGGUGUCAAUGAUGCAGAGAGCCACACGGUGUGGAAGGAGCGCAUGGAUGCCCUCUUCUCAGGAGGGAAAGCCAGGAAGAGUCGCAGGAAACGGUACUUGCAUCACAGUGGCAAGUGGUAUAAACGACACUUGACUUACCGGCUAAUCAACUGGCCUUGGUAUCUGCCAGAGCAGCAGGUCCGUCUGGCAGCGAAAGCCGCUUUUGAGCUCUGGAGCAACGUCUCUUCCUUGGUUUUUUGGGAAGUAGCAGAAGAGCCUGCAGAUAUUCGGCUGACGUUCUUCUACGGGGAUCACAAUGAUGGAGUUGAGAAUGCCUUUGAUGGUCCAGGGGGUGCUCUGGCACAUGCCUUCUUCCCACGCCGUGGCGAGGCCCAUUUUGACAAUGCCGAGAGAUGGUCCCUGGACAGUGGGAAAGGCCGUAACCUCUUUGUGGUGAUGGCCCAUGAAAUUGGUCAUACGCUGGGCCUGGAACACUCCCCCGUAUCCAAUGCUCUUAUGUCCCCUUACUACAAGAAGCUGGGCAAGGGUUUUGUCCUGAACUGGGAUGAUGUUCUUGCCAUUCAGAAUUUAUACGGAAAACCCUCCCGAGGCCCGAUAGUCCAGCUUCCAGGAAAAUCAUUUGCUCGUUUCCAGGAUGGGAAGCAUUACCUUGAAAAUAGGGAACAGAAUCAAGACACAAAUUUCAGGUUCCAUUACUGCUUGUCAUUUUUUGAUGCCUUAACUGUAGAUAUGGAAGAUAAUCUGUACAUCUUUAAAAGCAAGUAUUACUGGAUUGUAUCCAAAGGAGAGUCUGCUGCUGGUCCGUACCUUCUCCAAGCCAAAUGGCCGGGUCUCCCUUCUGCCAUUGAUGCUGCAGCCUUCUCAGAGAAAGACAGGAAAUUCUACUUUUUUAAAGGUGGCCGAUGCUGGCGCUACAAAGGAUCUUUCCUAGAAGUUGGUUUUCCCCAAAAGUGCAGCCUUACUGGUGAUCUCCCACGUCACCCUGACACUGCCCUGUUCUUCCAGCCACUCCGUCAGCUGGUGCUUUUUAAAGGACCUAAGUAUUAUGUAGUCAAUGAGGAGACCCUCCAAGUGGAACCUUAUUAUCCCCGAAGCUUGAAAGACUGGGGAGGGGUUCCAACUUUGGCAAAUGGUGCUCUCACACAUCAGGAUGGCUUUGUAUACUUCUUUCGAAAUGACCAGUUCUGGAAAUUCAACCCAGAGAAGCUAGAAAUCGUAGAAACUGGAAAAUGGGCUGUUCAACUGAGGUGGCUAGGCUGUCAGGAUGUCAGUCUAAAUCAAGCUGGGGGCUGAUCUUUUAUCUCUGGAUUUGUCACUCAUUUUGCCAGUAAAAUCUCCAGAAGGCUAGAACUUCUCAAACUAUUUACUCUGUGUUCAGCAGCAUUCCAAGUUUGCAUUUAAUCUGGUCCCAAAGAGAUUACAAAAAACCAAAAGGCCUGAGCCAAAAUUGUAUUUUCUGGAAGAAAAAUGCAAACUCUCCGGAAGCAAAAGAGUUUGAUGUGAGGAACCAUCAAUCAAGAUUUGCACCAUCAAUGUUAAUUUAUUGUGAAGUGGGCGAGACACACCGGUCCUUGAUUUGCAGUGAUUGUAAGACACUAAAUUGAUGUUGUGCCUUCUAGUCAGUCAGAGGCAUUCUAGAAAGGAAGACUGAAGAUAAGCGUAAUUCUCCACCGGCAGUUGGCUGCACCUUCAUAUAGAAACGGGCCUUCUUACAACUAUAAGUUUAACUUGAAGUCUUCUGUAUUUAUCAUCCAGAAGUGACUGCCAUGAAGAAUGGAAAACCAGAAGGUCUUUUCAGAAGUAAAUUUUCCUCUACAAAUGAGCCUCAAAUACCGGUGCCUAAUCAUGUUCCGUCUACCUUCGGAGUUUGUUCCACUUGAUACAUCUUCAGUAUGGCGCUGAGCGUGUUCCAAAUUACUACCUCUCCUUCCUGUUAGAAAAUGUAUUUUCUAUAUGGUGCUUUUAGUUUUUCUCUUAUACAGGUAACCAUUUUGUAGGAUUUUGGUGUUAUAUUAUAGCAAUCCUGUAUUCUUUUUCCACGUAUAUAGUUUCACUGCAACAUUUGUAUAAAGAAAAAAAUAUGGUACACUCAGAAGGACUCCACACCGUCACAACAGAUUGAGGAAUGAAUCUGAGGCUUCCCUUUGGAUACCCAAAGUGCAUUAAAUUGCUAGAGGAUUGUUUUUUUACCUAAUAUCUGCCAAGUCUUCUAACAUAUUGAUAUUAUUUCUGUCAGGCAUGAAGAAUCAGGAUCAGAUAUAAGUUCCAGUUCAAAAGAUUUAUUGUUCAAGCCUAUACACAAGAAUCUAGUCAACAAAUGGUCAGCACUAAAUUGCCGCUAUUGUAGAUAAGAGUUAAUGGAAUUCAAGAGGAGCUGGACUUGGAGUAUUUAUGGACACAUAAUGAUUCUAGGCUGCAUCCUCUCUUGAUUCUGUGCCCAGACUCUGCCAGCUUUUCUCCUACAAUUUUCAGUAGACCUGCAAUUCCGAGAUAAUUUUUCUCAAACUGAUAUAUUUGAAAGAUGCUGCUAUUUUUAAUAGCUGUCCCUAUUUAGAGGUUUGGAAUAUUCUUACAUCAUUGUUUCCAAGAACAUAUAGAGAGACAUUCUGAUUCAACAGAUAUGAAAUUCAUCUUGACUAACAUCUGAUUUCCCACAUUGAAGCCAAUAGGCAGAACCCCCUUAUGUUCCCAGUGAUUGUGACUGAGACGGUUAUGUUUUCAAGCUUUGGUGAUACCAGUGGCAUGUAAAUUGUCUUCUACAAUGCUUAGACAAGCUGCUCUGGCAUUUAGAACUUGGUUGUUCUGUAGGGCUGAGCUCAGAUAGUAUUAUACUCUAUCAAGCAAUCAUGUCAGCAACUCAUGGCAAAAGCUGGGCAGUUAUAAAACACAUUUCUGAAAUACCAAUUGGCCAUAACAGCCAAGUCAUUUCACAGCUAUAAAAUGAAACUUCACCAGUAUUCUUCAGCUACAAAAUCUUUGUAUGCCAGGCAGAUCUGGUUAUUAUGAUAGUUGCCAAAUUGAAUGCAGAUGUGGUGGAAUGUAUUCUGGAUUCCCAGGAGGGAGGGGCUGCACUCCAGAGGGCAAAGAUGCACUGAAGCAUGGAAGCUUUGGUUGGGAGAAAGAUAGCUAAGGCGGCUCCUCCCGAGUGAUUCCCAGAGUAUAUCUAUAGUGAUGCAAAUAGUUGCUUUAGUUUGGCAAGAUUUCUGUCUAGAGGUGAGGAGAAAUAAAGGAAAUUAGUCAGAAGUAAUUCCAUGUCUUUCUUGGGGCCUGACAGGUGAGGAAUUAUGUCUGAUGCUUUGGAGAUUGACUGGUGGCAUCUUAUGUGAACAUGGUCAUUGUGUCCUUAUUUUUGUAAUAUUUUAUAAUGGUAACAAAAUCAUUUUCUUCUGUUGAUGAUCAACAGAAUGAUGAUCAGAUGACUACAGAUAAAUUGUUUUCAUCUUUUAUUUCUUGUUGCACUAUGACACUUGGUCUCCUUUUCCUUGCCAGAAGAAUGUAAAAAGGAGUUGUUCAUUCUUUGUCCUUCUUCAUGUUGCAACAUGCCAAUGUUGACUUUUGUCAGUCCCAUGCUGACAAACUGUUUAGAAGGCAGCAGCCUGUUUCCCAGGAUUAGACAUUUGUUUACCAGUUAAAAGGCAUGCACAAUGCAUACAUAUACAUUGAGCAAUUUUGCACUGGUUGGCAAAGCUGGAAGAGGACAUUUCUGAACAGCCAAAAUGACAAAGGCAUACUUUGCAAUGGAUCCUGAAUGGUAAAAAUGUUCAGCUAGAAGACUGACAGCUAUCAAUGUUGUUUCACUUGCUCCGUCACUUACAUUUCUUUGCUACCUGUCACUGAGCAAACAAUUGUUAGAAUUGUUUCCUUUUGUUUGAAUUAAUAUAUCUUCUGAUUCUCAGAAACCAUGUAUUUCAGAGUUAAGGACUUUAUAACUAUGUUUUUGCAACAUGCUAAGCCUAACUUUUGGAUUAACAAACUACUGGAGGUGGGAAAAAAACUAUCCGUUUCUCACUGAAAACAGCCUGUCUCUGUAUUCUCAGGGCUGGUUCAGUUUUUUCCAGAAGUGGAUUGUCCAGAACAGGAAGUAAAAGUUUUAAAAUAAUUUGGGUCAAGAUACCACAAACCACUUUCUGCUCCUCCAUUUCCAGAAAUGCAUGAAUUAGUCCUGGAACACCUGGAUUGACUCACUCUGGGUGAAAAUGGCCAAUCAUCCAGAUACUGAACACACAGUUGCUGUGCAUAGAACACACACGCUGUCCAAACAAAUCAUAUUGUUGUUUAACAUUAAGGUGACCAACUGUCCUCCUUUAGGGAGGACAGUCCUCCUUUUGUAAGUUCUGUCCUCCCUCAAAAAGUGUCCUCCUUCAUGUCCUCCUUUUCGAUAUUUGAAGACUAAUUUGCAGGGCU